This is a messenger RNA of Gracilinanus agilis (Agile Gracile Mouse Opossum), 631 nucleotides long. RefSeq names its product high mobility group protein B3-like. Gene Ontology annotation, biological process: regulation of transcription by RNA polymerase II. The transcript has 5 exons. The record is from RefSeq and is a predicted model, not a curated record. Gene Ontology annotation, molecular function: DNA binding, bending. Lineage: Eukaryota; Metazoa; Chordata; Mammalia; Didelphimorphia; Didelphidae. The annotation marks the transcript as partial.
GUUGUGUCUAGCGUGAUACCGUCUUGCGAACAAUACAGUUGCAGAGAUGGCUAAAGGUGACCCAAAGAAGCCAAAAGGCAAAAUGUCUGCUUAUGCCUUUUUUGUACAAACAUGCCGUGAAGAACAUAAGAAAAAAAAUCCUGAAGUUCCUGUCAAUUUUGCAGAAUUUUCAAAGAAGUGUUCAGAAAGAUGGAAGAAUAUGUCUGGGAAGGAAAAAUCCAAGUUUGAUGAAAUGGCAAAGGCUGAUAAGUUGCGCUAUGACAGGGAAAUGAAGGAUUAUGGACCAGCUAAAGGAGGGAAAAAAAAAAAGGAUCCUAAUGCUCCCAAACGCCCUCCGUCUGGCUUCUUCCUAUUCUGUUCAGAAUUUCGUCCCAAAAUAAAAUCUACCAACCCUGGGAUAUCCAUUGGAGAUGUAGCAAAAAAACUUGGUGAGAUGUGGAAUAAUCUGAGUGAUAAUGAAAAGCAGCCAUACAACAAUAAAGCAGCAAAACUGAAGGAAAAAUAUGAAAAGGAUGUUGCUGAUUACAAGUCCAAAGGAAAGUUUGAUAGUGUAAAGGGAACAGCAAAAGCUUCCCGGAAAAAGGUGGAAGAGGAGGAGGAGGAGGAGGAGGAGGAGGAAGAAGAAGAAGAA